GAGAGAUUAUCUACGAACAGAACUCCACCAUUUAUCUUCUUGCCCGUGCUUCCAUCAUUGCGCAUAGAAAGCAGCUUCACCACCUCAUCUCUUGCGCAAACCAAUUCAAACUUUGUGGACUUUACAUCAGACACAACAUGCGUGUUGCUACGGCCACGAUGCUUGCAAAUGCGUUUUUCUUCGCCAUUGCAGAAUGCCUUCCAUACCUCCCCCGUGAAACAGCUUCCUAUUCUUCAAAGCUUUUGUCCAAACGCGGACUCCCUGGUGCAGUGUACAUCUGUACUGAUCCCAACUUUCGUGGAGACUGUGGCUGGGUCGCGCCCUCCCAAGAGUGUCGCAUCGCUGGCACUGGUCUCCAAGCCCCAGAAUCUAUCGGUCCAGACCCCGGCGGAUUCUGCGUCCUGUAUGCAGAUGCAGCGUGUAAAGGCAAUCAAAUCGCUACGCUCCGGUUUCCUGGCAUAGGAAGUGGCGUGCCAGCUUUUUCCGCCAUCCGGUGCCUCGGCGUGCAGCAGGAGGCUACGAAAACCGCAAACAGGUUAUCGAAUACUGCACAGGCUCUGAAAGGCGUUACUCAAGACGAUCCAAGGCUUGCUGGAGGUGUCGGUAGUAUGUCAAGGAAGAGGAUCAAGGCUCAAAUGGAGCGAAUGGAGCAGGAUGGAUUCAGCGAGGGUUUGAUUGGGCUACGACCAGGAGAAUAUUACUGAUACUCUCACGCGCAUCAAGUAAUAUUAAACUUUACCUUGUACAUAUCUCAGUUUCACUUACAUUCUCUCGGCUCACACUCCGUAAAAUGGUUGCACAUUCAAA
This is a messenger RNA of Aaosphaeria arxii CBS 175.79, 807 nucleotides long. RefSeq lists its product as uncharacterized. The transcript has 2 exons. The coding region runs from base 138 to 704 and encodes 188 amino acids. The record is from RefSeq and is a predicted model, not a curated record. Lineage: Eukaryota; Fungi; Ascomycota; Dothideomycetes; Pleosporales.